This is a messenger RNA of Drosophila hydei, 841 nucleotides long. It is a transcript of the gene Vps28, whose product is annotated as vacuolar protein sorting-associated protein 28 homolog. The transcript has a single exon. Lineage: Eukaryota; Metazoa; Arthropoda; Insecta; Diptera; Drosophilidae. Gene Ontology annotation, biological process: protein transport to vacuole involved in ubiquitin-dependent protein catabolic process via the multivesicular body sorting pathway. The coding region runs from base 109 to 741 and encodes 210 amino acids. Gene Ontology annotation, molecular function: protein-containing complex binding. The record is from RefSeq and is a predicted model, not a curated record. Gene Ontology annotation, cellular component: ESCRT I complex.
AUUCGCUUCCAUCACUACUGGCAGCAAUACAAUUCCUAUCGUUCUAUCGUUCUUCGUCAUCUUCGUAUUAUUUUUGCAAUUGAAUAAAGAAAAACAAAAAGUAGUAAAAUGCAGGAACAGAGUGCAGAACUAUACGAGGAGGUAAAACUUUUUCGGAAUGCACGUGAACGCGAGAAGUACGACAACAUGGCAGAUUUGUAUGCGAUAAUAAACACAAUCCAACAGCUGGAAAAGGCGUACAUUCGGGACUGCAUUACUCCACAGGAAUAUACAGCAGCAUGCUCCAAGCACCUGGUACAAUACAAAAUUGCGUUCAAGCAAGUGCAAUGCGAUGAGUUCCCCACCGUGGACACAUUUGUGAAGAAGUUUCGCCUUGACUGUCCUGCUGCAUUGGAGCGCAUACGGGAGGAUCGUCCCAUUACGAUACGUGACGAUAAGGGCAAUACCUCCAAAUGCAUUGCGGAAAUUGUGUCGCUCUUUAUUACCAUCAUGGACAAGCUUCGAUUACAGAUAAAUACAAUGGAUGCUCUGCAGCCAGAUGUUAAGGAUUUGGAUGAUAAUAUGAAUCGCUUGUCGCUCAUACCCGAAGAUUUCGAUGCCAAGCAAAAGGUGGACAAGUGGCUGGGCACCUUAAACGAAAUGCAGGCAUCCGAUGAAUUGACCGAAGCUCAGGUGCGACAAUUCCUCUUUGAUUUGGAGUCGGCCUAUGCUGAUUUCAAUAAGCUGCUCCACAGCCAAUAGUUGUUAGUAAUUGCUAUAUAUCAUUUGUAUUUACGCCUAUAAUCUACAUUCAAUUAGUAUCUAUGUAACUCUCGCAAUAAAGAUCAUAAAUUAAUGAAAA